AUGUUCAGAUCAUUGGCCAGAAAACUGCCCCAGGCGCGGCUUGGCCGCCGGUUUCUGUCCUCCGACAUGGAUGAGUACGAGACGAUGAUUUACAAAAAACUGGCUCAGGAGCUCGAGCCGUCCAACCUGUCGGUGAGAGACAUCUCUGGAGGCUGCGGGUCCAUGUUCGCCAUCAAUAUAGAGAGCCCGAAGUUUAAGGGACUCCCCAUGAUCAAGCAGCAUCGGCUGGUCAACGAGCUGCUGAAGGAUGAAAUCGCCAAGUGGCACGGGCUGCAGCUAAAAACCAAGGCCAAAAAAUAA
Messenger RNA from Ogataea parapolymorpha DL-1, 300 nucleotides. RefSeq lists its product as uncharacterized. The transcript has a single exon. Lineage: Eukaryota; Fungi; Ascomycota; Pichiomycetes; Pichiales; Pichiaceae. Bases 1 to 300 code for a protein of 99 amino acids. The record is from RefSeq and is a predicted model, not a curated record.